Trichoderma reesei QM6a is the source of this 944-nucleotide messenger RNA. RefSeq lists its product as uncharacterized. The transcript has 2 exons. Bases 237 to 944 code for a protein of 235 amino acids. NCBI's taxonomy places the organism in Eukaryota, Fungi, Ascomycota, Sordariomycetes, Hypocreales, Hypocreaceae. The record is from RefSeq and is a predicted model, not a curated record.
UCUGGAUCUCAUCCUCGUUUGUCUAUGCUUGCUUCGUUUUUCCUCUUCAUCAAUUGUUACAGCAAUCUGCUUCAAAUCAUCGUCUUCUAACAAAGCAUUGAGCAGCGUUCGUGCGUGUGUGCAAUUGUAACAUCAAUUUCUUCUCUCAUCGCCUUUAUAGCAUCUCCUUCUCUCACUACUCUCACCCAAAACACCUCAUCAAAAAGGUCAUCAGAACAAAAAAAGAAAAAGAAAAGAUGGCUCUCCUCAAGCGCAAGCGAUCCGCCGCACAGCUCUUCCCGCCAUCCACCCCGGACAGCUCCAUGAUGGCCCUCGACGCGCCCGCCCUGCACAGCCGCACCCUCAAGCGCUACCGCGACAACAGGCCGUCGGACGAAGAGGUCCAUCAGCACACCCUAGACCUGCUGUACUCGGCACAGCAGAGGCAGCAGCAGGAGCAGGAGCAAAAUCAUCACCAUCAUCAUCACCACCUCCACCACGGUGUCGGCCCCGUCGCGCAAGACCUCGUCGCGAACCAGACGCUGCUGCCCGUCUCGACCUCCUCCGACCCGUGUCCUCUCCCGACGCCGCCGAUGACGACGCCCUCCUCCUCCUCCACGCACGACGGCCAGCAGUCGCUGCACCGCUUCUGGAACAUUGGCUCCCAGCCCAGCUCCGGCACGUCGUCGCCCAGUCUCGCCGGUCCCCUCUGCGCCGCGCCGACGCCCACCGCCUGCGACGACUGCGGCGCUCCGCUGGCCGGCUCCGAUGGUGCCGGCGACGACGGCAUGGACCUGGACGGCAGCGCGGCGCAGGACACGGCGUGCGGCGCUUGCGGGAAGCACGUCUGCUUCAGCUGCUCGGUGAGCAACCUCGGCGAGGAGAAGCGCUGCCUGCAGUGCGCCGGCCGGAGGGUCUGGAUCGGCGGCAUUGGCUGGACGAAUGCCGGCGUGUCGGUUUGCUAG